Corythoichthys intestinalis (scribbled pipefish) is the source of this 15158-nucleotide messenger RNA. RefSeq names its product sodium- and chloride-dependent GABA transporter 2-like. Lineage: Eukaryota; Metazoa; Chordata; Actinopteri; Syngnathiformes; Syngnathidae. Gene Ontology annotation, cellular component: plasma membrane. Gene Ontology annotation, biological process: sodium ion transmembrane transport. Gene Ontology annotation, molecular function: gamma-aminobutyric acid:sodium:chloride symporter activity. Bases 55 to 1827 code for a protein of 590 amino acids. The record is from RefSeq and is a predicted model, not a curated record. The transcript is spliced from 14 exons.
GUAUGCCUCUAUUUCUAGUACCGCCAAGUACCGAGACUCACUUCAAGUAGCGGCAUGGCAGACUCGUUGGGAACACUUUGUUACGUCUCUGCAAAGAUGUCUCCUCCAACACUCAAGGAACGCGGCAAGUGGGCCAGUAAAAAAGAAUUCCUCUUGUCAGUUGCUGGUGCAAUUAUAGGACUUGGGAAUGUAUGGAGGUUUCCAUACCUGUGCUACAAGAACGGCGGUGGAGCAUUCUUCAUUCCGUACAUCCUAUUCCUUGGGACCUGUGGUAUCCCACUAUUUGUUCUGGAGACAGCUCUUGGCCAAUACACUAGUCAAGGUGGAAUCAUGUGCUGGAGGAAGAUAUGUCCCCUGUUUGAAGGCAUCGGGUACGCCAGUCAACUCAUCCUUUUCUAUGGAUGCAUCAGCUACAUGGUUAUAUUAGCCUGGGCGUUUCUUUACCUGUUCUCUUCUUUCUCCAAAGAGAUGCCAUGGGCAACAUGUGAGAACCCAUGGAACACAGAUGCAUGCGUGGUGUUGAGCAAUCAUUCUGCCAAUUGGACUUCCAAUCCCAACAUUUCAUCAUCUGUUGUAGAAUUUUGGCGGCGACGCGUGCUGAACAUAUCUACUGGCAUUGAGGACUUGGGGAACAUCCAGUGGGAGCUUUCUUUGUGCCUCCUUCUUGCUUGGGUCAUCUGCUACUUUUGUGUGUGGAAGGGAGUACGAUCAUCCGGGAAGGCUACAUACAUCACGGCGACCUUCCCCUUUGCUAUGUUACUGGUGUUGUUUGUCAGAGGAAUGAGCCUUCCAGGUGCCUUGCAUGGCAUCAAAUACUACAUGUACCCCAAUCCUAGUCGACUUGCUGAUCCACAGGUGUGGAUGGAUGCCGGAACCCAAAUAUUCUAUUCCUACGCCAUAUGUCUGGGAUGUCUUACCACACUUGGGAGCUACAAUAAGUACAACAACAAUUGCUACAGAGACUCCUUUUUUCUUUGCUUGCUGAACAGUGGGACCAGCUUCGUUAGUGGCUUUGCCAUUUUCUCAGUUCUGGGAUACAUGUCCCAGAAACAGGGUGUAGAUAUCGCCAGAGUAGCUGAGUCAGGUCCAGGUCUUGUGUUCAUUGUGUACCCACAAGCAGUGAGCCUCCUGCCCUGGCCUCAAGUGUGGUCUGUAUGUUUCUUCACCAUGAUCGUCUUGUUGGGAAUCGAUGGUCAGUUUGCUGGACUCGAAAGCAUCAUGACCUCUAUAACGGAUAUCUACCCUUCCCAGAUCCAAAAAGGAUACCGAAGAGAGCUUGUUAUGCUGCUAAUUUGCACUUUUUGCUAUCUCUUUGGCCACUUACUGGUGUCACAGGCAGGCCCAUACAUCUUGCAGAUUUUUGAUCACUAUGUAUGCAGUGGUCCCACUCUUCUUAUGAUGGCAGUCUUCCAGUCAGUGGCUAUCGGAUGGAUUUAUGGUGCUGACCGCUUUAGUGACAACAUUGAGGAUAUGAUAGGUUACAGACCUCUGUCGCUGAUCAAGUAUUGCUGGCUCUAUGCUACACCUGCUAUAUGCAGUGGAACACUCGUGUUCUUGUUGCUGAAAUACACGCCACUCAAGUUCAACAACACGUAUGUAUAUCCUUGGUGGGCCUAUUGGAUUGGCUGGUUCCUGGCGUCGUCAUCGCUCUUUCUUAUUCCUGUCUCCAUGAUCUGCAAAGUUGCCAAAGGAAAGGGGUCAUUAUGGCAGCGUCUCAAGACAAGCACCCAAUGUUCAGAUGACCUCCCAAUGAUGGCAAAGGAAAUGGCGACACUUCGCAUUGCGCUGCACGUUCACGAUGAUGGGAAAAACAGUAAUAUUCGAUAAACUAGCAUUUGUUGAAUCCCAUUCUCAAUGCGUUAUGCUGUCUUAACAAUAUAUAAGCAAAAUCAGGACGUUAGCAAAAAUUCUAUUGCCAGUUAAUAUGUAUACAUUAUGUAUGGACAAACAGAUAACCUGCAAGUUAAAGAAAUAAGUUUUUCUAAACUUUUACAUAUCAGUCAAUUGUAAGUCUUACCCUACAAUACAGUGAACAACCGCCUUACAAUUUUACAUUUGCAGAUUUUUGGGAUGUGAGCCUUUCCGUCUUUGUUCACAUCUAAAGUUUCUACCUAUUUCUAUGGUCAAGCCAAAGCCAGGUCCAGUAUAAGAAACACAAAAUCUUGCGCAUUUUUACUUUUCGCGGCAGGGCUCGAUACGUAUUCGCAAUAGAUAGCGGGGGUUCACUGUAACAUGUGAUCAUCAUUUAAGAAAUGGGACCAAAAAUUCGAUUCUCACUCAAUAAUUUAUGUACCUCACUAAACAUCAGUCCUGACAACACCAAAUUAUUAACUCUAUUACUUGAGGGCUUGACAUGUUUUGACAAUUUCAGUUAUUUCUGCAUAAGUGAGAUGUUUGACGUUUUAAUUUCACCCAACUCAUUCCUUAUUAAAAUUAGGAAAGGGUUUUGUAUUUUUUUAGUGGAAAAAUUUUACUCGCUGAGACAGGACUAUUAAGGCGCUGACUAGUUUUUGCUAGUGAGGACGAAGAGUCCAAUAAAAUAUGCACCUUACUGGAUAUCAAGGAUACUGAACCAAUGGCUUUGAGCAUUUUUAGUCCCUAAUCCCUAUUUAGAAAGUGACACACACAGAAAAAAAGGCUUCUGAAGUCACAUUUAAAAAAAAAAAAAUUGAACUGCAAACGCAUGCAAAUUGCACAACCCUGGUGAAAAAUAAACGCGUACCAAAACUUACCAUCAGGAUACUAGUUUGGAACAACUAAUUUUAUACUAAAUAUAUUUUUAUUGUAAUUAAAUUGUAUAAAAAAAAAUAAAAUAAAAAAAAAAGCUCAACUUGAGUGUACUUAACGUACUUUUAUGUGCUAAAGUGGAACAACUUCAAGUAUACACUUAAGGCGUAUUAGUUUAUAUGUACUAAUAUGUGCUCAAGUAGUAAAAUUACUAGUACUUUAUCUUGAUUAUGAUUACAUUAGAAAUGAAUUGCUAGUGUCUUUGAAAUAUAGUUUUUAAUACAGUUCUACAGCGAUAACAAUAUGCUUGCAUUGUAUACUUUGUCAUUACUUCACUAUUGUAGCUUCCCAAGAGCUGACAGUGGAAUUUAUUUAACUUAAAUAGGCAAAGGAGUCAAGGUCAGUUUUCACAUACUUUAUUCACACCACACUCACUCAUGUAAUGCGUUUCACAACGAUUUAAAAUCGUGGUGUCAGAUAACCCACAAGUCUUUGUGCCAGCAAAUCCCACAAAUAGGAGCGUCACGUUGCCACAUCGAAUGCACAAAUAGGAGCGUUGCACUGGCACCCCAUUGCGAUGCAGGCAGUACUCCUAUGACACUACACUAUAUUGCUUUCCAAUUUGACUAUUCUUAGAACUGUAUUACUAGAACAGUAUAUUAAAGAAAGACUUCUGGGACUACUUCCAGGUGAAAAUAUAUACUUUAAUGUAUUUGACAAAAACAAACUGCAAACAUUGCAUUCAAUACAAAUAUAGCAAUUGACAAUUUCACUUGACUUAACUUAUUAAACAUUACAUAAAAAUCGCAAGAAUUGCUAUCAGGGUACUUUACACACAGAACAAAAUGUCCUAAAUGGGUCUGAGUGAAUUUUUUGUAGAAAUAUUACUAUUUUCACUUCAUCAUUAGACUGAAACAUAGCACUCAAACUUGAUAUUAUAGUGUUAAUAUUAAAAUGUGCCAUUUUAAGGUAUGCUCUCAGAGAACUUUGAGCAUGGAUUUUGAAAUGUCAAAAAUAAUUGGAAAAAGUAAAAAAAAAAAAAUUUUUUUUAAAUACACAUAAUUUCUAUUUUAAGCGUAUUUUAGUCUACUAUAUUUAUAUCACGUGUAAUACAGUAUACAUUUUUUGAAGUCCGUUCAAUGUAUAAGGACGAAAGCAUAAUUUUAAUAUAUAUAUUUUUUAAUAUUUUUGAAAAAGUACCAUUUGUUAAAGUACAUUUUUAAAUACAUUAUUAAAUUGUGAACAUACUUGAAAUACAAUAAAGUACUUUUUUUUUCACCAGGGAACAUUUCAAUGUACAUUGGUGCCUUGAGAAAUGAGUGCCUUGACUUAUGAGUUUGUCAAGAUAGGCGUUAUCACUUGUUUGAAUUUUUUAUACAGCGAAAUGAACAAAAAAUUAAAUAUGAGUGUGCUUCAGACCCACAUUACUAGCUAGAUAGCGGUGAUACUCAAUGUACAGUGUUGCAUUGAGAUAUGAGUUUUUUUUGUUUUUGUUUUGUUUUGAUGUGACCCAUCACUAGCGUCAAAAUAUUGUUGAGUACAUUAUUGUCAUUAUUAUGAAAAAAAUAUGUUUAGAAGUUUGGGGGGGUGGCGGUUUGGGAGUCUGUUUAAUUGAAUGGGGAAAGUUACUAAUGGAGUGUGGUCACAAAAUUAAUUGAAACACGUAUUUCAAGGCACCACUGUAUAGCAACACUUCAUAUGACACCAAAGGAUUGUAAUCCAAUUCAUAAGAUUUCUUUAAAAUUGUGUGACAGUUACAACAUUUUGUUUUAGUAGAGCAACAUUGUUAUUUUCUUAUUAGUCAAGAGAGUGUAGAGAGUGUAGUUUUUACAUCUAAUAUAGACAAUUUUAAUAUAGCUUCAUUUAUCUUAUUUUUGUUUUCACACUUAGUAGUUAGUAGUUCUCAUGUAGUUUUACAACUGUUGUCAGCCAUACCAGCAGCAGCAACAUCCUUUUUUAAACAGAAUGUUCAUCUCUGUUGGGGUAACAACAGUGCAUGUUAAACAAGUUUAAUAUAUUUUUGAUCGCAAUUCCUUUUGUGUGUGGCCAAUGACGAGUUCGGAAAGGCAAGGCACUGCGUGAUAAUGAAAUUUAUAUCUUUUUACUAAAAACUAGACAAAUAUUCUUGGAAUGACUUUGAUUUUUUUGCUGUGUAAAAAGACAAUUUCCUGCUUGUUUCGUCCUAUCACAAUUUGGACUAAUUUAUCAGAAUUUUUUUCACCUGGUAAAUCCAAAUCCUAAAACAGCAUUUAGGAAUGGCUGCUAAUGGCAAAAUAAUCAUCUACUUAGCGAUCAUAACACUUUGCACCUUCCCAGAUUACGCAUCAAUUCUGCCACUGAAAAUGUCUGGUUUCAUGGCGACUGUAAGAUCAGUAAUUGUCAGAUACAGUGGUACUUCUACAUACAAACUCGUUACAGGACCUGGUUUGUAAGUCAAAAUGGUAGUAUGUCGGCCGGGAUUUUCCCAUAAGAAUACAUUAUAAUUCGAUUAAUUCGUUCCACAGCCCAAAAACCAAAGCUAAAUCCUUCAUAAAUACUGCCAGUACAAUUACAAAUAGCAAUUACACAUAGCAAAACAAAAUUAUAAAUACAAAUCGGAAUGAUAAUAGAUUGGAGUACAGGUUGGUUGAACCUGCUGAGCAUAGCUGUUUGUCGCACCUCCGACGGUGCCGGUGAGCCCGCUGCAGGGUCGUCAGCCGGGAGCCACUCCACAUCAAUGUUUCGCCCCUUUCAUCCCGGAACAUCUCUGGGUGGUGGGGCAGUGACAGGGACGUCUCCCUACCACUCCCUGCAGCUGCCUUAUGGGCUGGGCCCCAAGGACUAUGCAUGGCAGGGCAGUCCAUGUCCCUGAGUCAAGCACAAGUCUGACCGCGUACCAAGUAAACACGGAAGUCCUAAGCUCCUUGUUUCCCCCACACGUUAUCUUUCCUCCGGAGCCAGAGCCAAAAGCUGUCUUGCUCUGCUUUCUCUGCCCGGUCCUUCAAGGCUUUCCUCAGUUUCAUUCCUGUGAUUCCGAGUGACACCAUGAGCCGCUGGGUGGAGUUUCCUGUGAAGCCUCUGCACCUGACGUCUGCUGGUAAAACUGUUGCCUUCUAGCCUGCAUGGCGACAUGCAGCAACCAAGCCGGCGUAUUACUCCUUCUUUCUCUCGAAGGCGGUGUCCAUCCCCUCUUCUCACGGAACUGUUAGCUCCGCCAUGAUGACUGUCCUCAUGGGAAAGACCAGAGGACAAUGUCCGGCCGGAGGGUGCGGUAUUUAAUGACUCCGGGGAACGUGAGUUGCCCAUCCAAGACGGCUCUCAUGUUCCAAUUGCCUCCAGGGGAAAGUAGGGACCACUGUUUAGUGCUGCUGCUGUGCUUCUUGCCUCCUUGCUGGAUGAACUGGAUCCUCUGUUGUGAUGUUAGCGAGCUGGUGUUGUUAACUUCAAGCCUACGGGCCUCGAGGAUUUUGGCCAGCUUGCGCAGGACUUUAUCAUGGCGCCACCUGAACCGGCCCUGUGUCAGUGCAGCCUUGCAGCCAGAGAGGAUGUGUUGCAGACUCGAGUUGCUGGAGGUGCAGAGAUGGCAUGUCUCCUCUUAGCCAUACCUUAAGUGCAUGUUCAGGGGACUGGGAAGUGUGUCGUAUGCGGCUCUAAUCAUGAAGCUGAGCCUUGCUUGGAGAUUCCUCCACAUGUCAGCCCAUGAGAUAGUUCUAUUGACAACAGCCUCCCAAGUCGUCCAUCUUCUUUGCUGCUGUUGGCUGACAGCUUUGAUUUUGUAGCUCUCUUCUUCGAUCUUGACGUCUUGGGAGAUCACCAGGUCUUUCCUUUCCUUCCUUGAAGCCUUGGACCACAUAUUUGAUGUAAGACCCCAGCUGAAGCCAGACCUGCCUUGCUACUGAAACCCGACAACUUCCAAGUGUUUUAGGUGGGUAAUAGCCUGAUCGACAGCCUUGGUGGCGACCCACUUGCGGCCUGUGCAUACAUGGGCCUUGGUGUUUGGGACAGCUGGGUCAGGUGAGUCCAUGAGUUAAAAAACAAGCCUCACCUUUUCCUUUCUAUACCCCAAGCUGAUGGACUUCCAGGGGAGCUUCAGUGUAGUGCUCCCAAAAAGCGCUGCGGUAGAAAGGCAUCGGGGCAGACCUAGCCACUUUCGGAGGUAGUUAUUGGUUUUCGAGUCCAGUUUCUGGGCUGUGGUAAGGCUGAUGUCACAGAGUUUGAGGGGCCACAUCAGGCGAUGGUACAGGGUGAAUUGUUAACACCGGACCUUGAACUUUCCUGGCAGUGGGCUCCGGUCAAUCUUGCUUAGGCCAUCCAGCAGCUGGGAGCCGAUCGAGGUGGCCAUAUGUUUGUCCGACAAGUCGGCUAUGUACAGCCUUCCAAGGCUUCGUACUGGUUGGUCCACUAGCAGCGGGAUUUCCUCGCUGUUUACUGUGAAGCAGAUGGUAUCAGUCCAUAUGCCUUUCCUGAUGGAGAGGCUGCGGGACUUCGCUAGCUUUAUCCUCAUCCGGGCCCAUGCUAGCAGCUCUUUGAGCCUUUUCAGGAGUCUUACUGUGCAAGCCUAAGUCUGGAGGAGGGUGGUUAUGUUGUCCAUGUAGCUCUGGAUGGAUGGAAGUUGGUGGCUAUACUGCGAUCUAACGCCUCUGGCCAUCUGCCUUCCGCUGAUCAGGAUGAUCUCAAAUGCUGCUGUGUAAAGGAUGGGGGACAUGGAACAACCAAUGGCUAUCCCUUUCUCCAGCCAGUUGAGUCCUUCUGGUUAGAGUAGAAGAUCUGGAAGUUCUAGUAGCAAAUAAUUUGCUACUAGGCCCUGAAUGCGUGAUGCUAUGAGGAAAAAUCCAAGGCGAAGUGGAUGAGCUGAUGGGGAAUAGACCCGUUGGCAUUUGCUAGAUCUAGCCAGACCACGUGCAGAUCUGACUUGUUCUGCUUUGCUGAAUGGAUAUGUUCCCAAAUCAUAGCAGAGUGCUCCACACAGCCGGGAAAGCCAGGGUCAUGUGCUUUGCCAUCACCGAAAAGAUCUUCCCCUCCACGGUCAAUAAGGUAAUGCCUCUGAAUGGGUGAUGCUACUGGAGUCUUUCUCUUUUGGGAUGAAAGUGGUGACUGCUCUGCUCCAUGCUGACGGAAUGGACUGGGAUUUCCAGGCAGAGCACAUUAGCCUCAACAGCAGCUUCACGGUCCUGGGGCAGUUUUUGUAGACUCUGUAUGGCACGCCAUUUGGUCCCGGCGCAGAAGCAGCUCUUGCUCGCUCUACCAUGUGCUUGACUUUGGACCACUUGGGGGAGGAGAUGUCAAAUGGAGAGUUGGGUUCUGUUGGGCGGGGAACAUACCCUGGUGAUCCGAGGGGGCACUCCCUCAUGCUGUCCCUAAGAUGGUCUUUGAUGUGUUCUUCUAGCUCCUGCUCCGAAACCUGCAGCGUUCCCGAUUUCUUCUUCUCCAACAAGACCCGAGCGUACUUGAAAGGGUCUCGGAAAAAACUAAUUAAAAAAAAAAAACAAUAUGAUAAUAACUAAGGUUGUCCCAAACGAUUAUUUUUCUCCCGAUUACUCUGCAGACUUUUUUUUUAACAAUUAGUCGACUAGUCUAAUCAUUUUUUAAUGAACUUUUUUUUAACUAAUCUUCUAAUCUGGAGUGAAGUAUGUGAAAAAAAAAAAUAUGAUGAACGUUGAUAUGACUCUACGACGGCGUAUUAGGGCCAAAUAAAUGAAUACAUUUAUGAAAAAAGGAACCAGAUUAAAGUCGUAAUAUUGCUACGAGAAAAAAACGUCACAUUAUUACGUAGGGGUAAUGUAGCUGUGAGCCGCUUUCUGAGCCACAACAAAGCAUUAGUAUAUAUUAAACAAAAUAAUAAGGAUUUUCACAUUUGUAAAACUGAUUCUAAAACACAAACUUUCAAUAUUAUUGAUUUCAACAGAGACGACAAUGCGCUACAUUAGCCCCACAUUAGCCCCUAAUACGCUGUCGUACGACCACAUAAAGGUAACUUCAAUAAAAAAGUGGAGUUAUAUGGAAUUAACGAUCCACCAGCUAGUUGUCUCCUGUCGUCUUCCAAAACUAUACAUGGGUGACGGCGCUUUAAGUGUUCAUUCACAGCCAACGUGCUGCAGUGGUAUGCAAGCUUGGAAUAGCAGAGACUGCACACGACAGCGUACCCUUCUUUGUUUUGUUAAAAUAAGUCCAUGCUUUGGCCUGUUUUUUGGCUUUGUGCCGCUUUCCCCACUUAAAUCAAGAGCGCCCGCUAUUUUCAACUUUCCACGCAUAUAUAUUUUUUUAACCCUUAAUCAACGGUCGACGGAAUGGUUUGCUCGUCAACGCAUAUACGUCAUCGAUGACGUAGACUAGUCAGGACAGCUCUAAUAAUAAUAAUUAUUUUAUGUAAUGAAUUGGGUUCUAAUGUAGCAGUUGUGUUUUGCAUGCUGUUCCUGAAUUCACCGUGUAACUGACGACAGAGUGAUAGAGGGGCGGAGAGAGUUUACUUUCCCUUUUCAUGUGGUUGUUGGCGUCGGCUGCUGAGUUGCACAAGUUCUGAAAUAAAUGAUUAAAAACCUGACAAAGCUGGCGAUACUCUUGCCGAUGUUAGAAUAAUAAUAAUUGUCACCUUAACUUAUUAAGACUGGCGAACGGAGGUCGGAGGAGGACUGUCGUGAUCAUCGACACAUUCGUCGUAGACGUAUUGUUGUCCCAUGUUGAUUUCUCUCACAAGAAAAUCCGUCUUGCGUCCAUCUUGCAGCAAAACAAUGAAAUUGUCAUAAAUCCUCUUAUUUCGAGCAUGUCGACAUAUGUCUAGACAAAUGACGGGUCAAAUUUUAUGUCGGAUGUCGAAAAGAUCGUAUGUCAAGGUACCACUGUAUGUCUAAAUUUUCAUCAGCUGUGCGAAACAUGCAUACAUCUGCUUACUAACACAUACUCUAUCAAAUAUUUACACAUAUAGUUACACGUAUGCUUCAAUUUCUCCUACUUGCAACAUACAGGUGCUGACGUUUUGUCAUCAUUCAUCAUAAUGCUUUAAAAGGGAGAAAAGUGAUCAUAAUUAAAAUCAAAAUUGGUCCCUUGAUGCCCUCUGCUGGCGAUUUCGUUUUAUUCUCCUUGUCUACAAGUGUGAAAUUCACUGUAAAGUUGCUUGUAACACUCCCACACUAACCCCUUUGAAAAAAUAUACUUGUAAAAACAUUUAUGGCACAGAAUGAGUUAAGGUGCGGGUUUUUAACCGCACUCCAUGAAGCACAUGAUAUCUGCUCACGCAUCCCUUUAUUUGGUUAUUUUACCACCCGCAAUUGCACCAGCUUUCUUUCCACGUAAAUGUCUUGUAGGCAUGAGUGUCAUGAAUGGAUAUGUUGCGAGCAUAAUGUCUAAAUGUGUUUUCUUUAUGCAUUGUCAGUAGAACCCAAAUGUUUUGGGGAACAAAUUGUCCUUAACAGAGCCUUUCUCUUUUCUACCAGUACCCUGUUGACUGGGCCCAUAUGGGGUAUUGCAACACUUGGCUUAGUUCCCUGCGCUGUCUAGUUAGUUAAGUCCAUCUGACCUCAUGUGUACUGCUGGGUGUCACAGCGUCAGUUUGGACAUUUCCACUUCAUUUCCUUUUGGCACCUUCCCCAUGCUGCCUGCACUUUUAGAGAAUGCAAGCCAAACAGCAUGCAUAAGCACGUUGCAAAACAAGCAGACUAAUAAGUUCAAGCCUACGCACAUUUUCAACCAUGUUAUAAACGUUUUAAUUUCCUGGCAAAGGGUCAUUCUUCUUUAUUUUCUUUGAAAGCUCUACUCAUUCUUCAUUAGGAAAUUGCAUUUUUUUUAAUAUCACGUUUGUGGUGCUCUGUCAAACGACUAAGUGCAGUCAUGGGUCUUGGAAGCUGUUGCUACGGAAAAGAAUCCACACAGCAAUGUGCUGUUAGAAUGGUGGAGCUCAGCUUUUACUUCAGCGCAAACAACAAGUGCCUCAGUUGUGCAAGGCAUGUAAGUUCGACCACAAGUAUGAAAGGAAGUUUCUAAAAUAACUAAUCGAAAGCUGUUUUAGCAUUUAUUCAAUAUCCUUGAUAUCCGUAUACCUUACCAUAGUCAUGAAGCUGGAUUUUAAAUAUAUAAAUAAAAUAAAUGCUUAGAAUGCUUUACGAAAAGCUGUUUGAAAGCUUUUGUGUCAACGAUAUUGGGGGAAAUUUUACUAAUUCUGUGUGGUAAUUAUUUUACUAGUAAGGAAUUGAGGAUGAACAUUGUUCUCAAAAAUGGAGCUUAAACUGGAUAACAAUGGUAUGAAAUAAAUAUUCAAACAACUUUCCAUAGGUUUAAUGGAGGCUUUGAAAGUGUGCUCAAAAUAUGUACUGUUAAUAUUUAGGGGCAAAUUAAGAUUUAUUUGUGUGCCUUGUCAAUCAUCUCAUUUAGCUACUUGGAGGGUUCUGCAGUGACAUUUGAUUUGUACAAAGUUGGAAGUGAUUGAGCAAAAGUUAGGAAAUGAAACAAAGUCUUUAAGACGCAUUCAGUAAAGAAGGCAAUAGACAUGAAAAUGAUGCCAACUCUGACCUCUGCCUAAACAUCUUUUAAAAAGCUCCUCAUCCACAACUACAGUACCAUUAUUGUUGUUUGUACAAUAUACAGCAGGGAUGUCCAAACUAGUCCACAUAGGGCCGCAGUGGGUGCUGGGUUUCAUUCCAACAAGACAAGACGACACCUUUUCACCAAUCUGGAGUUUUACAAGUGUAACCAGUUGAGUGCAGUCAGAUGCUGCUUGUUUUAGCAGAAACUUCAUUGGUUAAACACUCUGCGUUCGCUUGGUAGGAACAAAAGCCAAGGACCCACAGCGGCCCCUAAUAUACAGUAUAAGACCCUAUUUUUGUAGACUGCGCCACAUGCUUUGAUGCUGAGCAUGACAUAAAUGUAAUUUGGUGCUGCCAAUUUUUGAAUUUGGUAGACAGAUCUGCACCAACAAGAGCAUACGGGUGCAGCGAAGGUGUGGCUUAGCAGACACACCCAGUGUAUUGGCAAUUUCCUGGACGAUGGGCACACUUAAACUACUCUGGUCAAGUGGGGGUUUCAAGCUUACUCAAGUGUAAAAGCAGCAUCCUGCAACCUCCUCCAACCCCACCACUGACAUUUUUAAGCGAUAGUGAACCGUUUGUAUGAAAGGACCUUCAUAAACACAAUUACUGUAGGUUAAAAAAGCUGAUCAGUCACAUCCAUGGGUGCUGGCGUUCUCGUUAACUACUCCCAUUGAACAAAUUUCCUGCAAGUUGAAGCAGUACUGACCUGUACACCUCAAAGUUACCUAGCGUAAAACACACUCGUUGAUAACAAUGUUUUCCUGUGCAAUAUUUACACACACCUUAACAUGAAGAAGAAGCAUCAAGAACAAAGUGUCGGUAUGAUUAAUUUCUUUCUUAACACAGUGUCACUGAGUGCGGUGUUGCUUUCCUUUAGCGCUUCAGAGCUGGAGAAAUUAGCCACACAACCACACUGACUCUGAGUUUAUAAAAUUUGGCAGUUAACUACCACGUGUCAAAACAUAUCCAGAGAGCAGAGGUGGGAAGUGUAGUCAAAAAAUUAGUAGCGUUACUUCAAGAUACUAUUACUUAAGUAAGAGUAAAAUUAGUCAUCUAAAAAGUAUACUCAUGUAGAAGAAAAAAAAUAUUUAGUGAAAAGAAUACUCAAGUAAUAAGUAACAUUGUGAAUAACUGGUUAUGAUUGAUUUUUUAAAUAAUAUUUUUUUUUCUCAGCACAAAAUUAUCUAUACGAAUUGUUAUUAUUAUACUGUUCAUUGACCCAUGACAUAACCAUAUUAAGCCGAAUAAGAAAAAAAAAAAAAAAAUCAUUGAAUUCCGGCGUGAGAAAAAAACAGAAAUAAAGCAUCAUUUGUCCAAAGAGCAUGAGUGUCCUCUAGUGGAGAAAAUAGUUCCCAUUUUGAAUAGUUAAAUAGUGAAUAGUUCCUUCAUAGUUCCUGUUAUGGAAUUAAAAGGUUCAUAUCUCCGGUUUUCCGUGAUCAAUCGGUGCCAAAUAAAAACUGGAAGACAGGUUAAAAUCCUUGCAUUCGAGUCAUGUUGAGUGCAGCGCUCUAUGUGAAGUACUUCAUUUUUUACGGUGCUUUAACGACGCCACGUGAUCAAACAGGCUGGCGUGAAGAUAGAAUGGCAAGCUUGCGUCCGAUUGGUAUAAUGGAUUCAUGCAAUUAUUUUUGCAAUGUCUCAUUGUUGAAAUCGGUAUAGCUACCCUGGUAAUUCACCAGCCACGUCUCUACUCUUGACAUCGCUAGCAAAAAAAUACAUCUAGUAUGUAAAAUAAAGAGGAAAAAUGUAAUGACUCUAGUGUCGCCCAAGGUAGCAGUGUUUUUUCUUCACAAAUCUACUCAAGUAAAAAGUACAGUUUAGUAAAACUACUCUUAGAUGUACAAUUUCUCAAAAAGUUACUCAACUAAAUGUAACAGAGUAUAUGUAACGCAUUACUACGCACCUCUGCAUACGGUAAGAUCAUUGUUAUUAUCGUGAACCUUGUAGGCCUAUUGCAAAUCAUAUUGUAUCGUAUCGCGUGAACAUAGAACGGCAAGCUUGAGUCUGAUUGGUAUAAUGGAGUCAUGUGAUUAUCGUUGCGACGUCUCAUUGGUGAAACUGGUAGAGCUACUUUUGGCAUUGCUGGCAAAUAAAAAAGUAAAAUCUAAUAUGUAGAAUAAAGAGGAAAAGUGGAACGAUUAGUGUAGGCCCAAAGUAGCGGAGUCAGAGUAGCGUUUAUUCUUCAGAAAUCUACUCAAGUAAAAACUAUGGCUUAGUAAAACUACUCUUAGAAGUCUGUUUUUUCAACAACAACAACAAAAAAAGUUACUCAAGUAAAUGUAACACGUUACUACCCACCUCUGCCAGAGAGGGUAUCCUUAAACGACAGGAUAUUGUGGAUGACGUGGUAUCAUUAUUAUUCUUUCUUUUUUAACCUGUCCUGUUCAGCUGUUUGACAUGGAAAAUGGAAAUCUGAGUGUACGAUUAGUCUGAACAGUUUUAAUGUUUCACAUUGGAGAAUGACACACUCCCGCUGUGAUCAUUCAACAUAGUGGUAUUAAUUAAAUAAUUAUACGCUUAAGCCCUUAUCAUUUCUAGUACGGAGGUAGUCUGAAUUUCAAGACGUUGACUACUGAUUUUGCUUAGAAGCACAUGCAAACAGAUCCUGUAUGUCAAGGAAUUUCAUUCAUGCAUAGAACACUCUGUACCAUAAUAUGAAUCAUCAUACAAUCAAUCAUUUUAAUGCAUAAUUGUUGUGUUCUUCAUAAACAUACCCCAACUGACCGGGGAACGGCCAUUGGUGAUGAUGGGGAAAGGAAAGAGUAGGCUGGGUGUUUACACAAGUAAUCACAGUCGAAAAAUGGUCCUUUAAGUGACCUCCAUGAAUUGGCCCCCCCAUCAGAUGCAAAUUUAUAUAAAAUGAUUUCAGUCCUUUUGUGCUAUGUUUGUGCUGGAAAACAUUUCAUUUAUGCUGCUAUCGUUUUAGCAAUUCUUUUAUAGGUCAAUCUGAGGGUCAAUCAUGCCCCUAUUUUGAUUAAAAAUGGUCUUGAUCUUUUAUGUUUCGUAUGUGCCCGUUUGUGCUGCCAUCAAUUGUGAGAUAUUAAUUUCAAGUGAUGACGUCACGCAGCACCCCAUUUCCAUUUAUUCGUUUGUUCUACGUUUGCGCUAGUUGUUGUGACACCCUUGUUAUUGAGUUGGUGAUGUCAUCACUCGAAAUUAACACCUCAAGAUCUCAAAAACGAUAGCAGCAUAAACAAAACUUUUUACAGCACAAACGAUUGACAUCAUUUCAAUAUAAAUUUGCAUCUGAUGGGGAACCAACUUCACGGAGGUCUUUAAGUGUCCGUUUCACUGUUCAGAUCUGCCAGGCCAAAUUUAUGUGAUUUGCCCGGUAUAUUUGCUUUACCUCUUUGGCCUCCACUAAGCAAACCAGUAACUCCUUCCAUCAGAUAAGAGUACGAGCUGUGCCAACAAAUGAGCCACUGUUAGAUGGAAUGGAAAGAAAUCUGCUUAUUGGUACGAAAAACUCGGAGGUGUUCACAUCUCUUAGCGACGCACCCCGCUUUUCCAAAGUGCACACAAAAAUAGGGCCAAUGUACUGUAACCAACAACAGACAACACAAUACCAAAUGAACAAUAUCUCUUUUUAAAGGGAUUGCUAUGUGUACUGUGGUAAUGUUAAUAUGAGAAGCCAGGGAGAGGAAUGCUCAUUCAUUCAUCCUCUGUACCGCUUAUCCCCAUGAGUGUUGCUGUGGUGUGGGAGCCUAUCUCAGCUAACAAUGGGCAGGGUACACCCUGAACAGGUUGCUUUUAUUUCUGAUGAAUUUUAUUUAUCAUAAGGUAUUUACCUGUUGCUGGCUCAAUUUUCACUUUAUUUUUUUUUUAUUAUAAUCUUUGGUGGAAGUUUUGUGGAAUUUUUGUAUUAAUGGAUUUCAUGUUCACUUUACACUGUUUGUCUUUACUGUAACUUUAAAUUUGUAUAUUAAAAUACAU